This is a messenger RNA of Ceratotherium simum simum (southern white rhinoceros), 5902 nucleotides long. RefSeq names its product adenylate cyclase 6 (gene ADCY6). Gene Ontology annotation, biological process: intracellular signal transduction; cAMP biosynthetic process; adenylate cyclase-activating G protein-coupled receptor signaling pathway. Gene Ontology annotation, cellular component: plasma membrane. The record is from RefSeq and is a predicted model, not a curated record. Lineage: Eukaryota; Metazoa; Chordata; Mammalia; Perissodactyla; Rhinocerotidae. Gene Ontology annotation, molecular function: adenylate cyclase activity.
GAUACCAUCGUCUUUCUCAGAGUCAUUGUGUGAAGAUGGUGUGUCUGAAGCAUGGCAAUGGGAAUGCUCAGUUAAUGACAGCUGCUGGUAGUGUCGGGCCGUGGUGGUGGUAUUAAUACCAUCUCAUUCCUUUCCUCCUGCAGCAUGUCGUGGUUUAGUGGCCUCCUGGUCCCCAAAGUGGAUGAACGGAAAACAGCCUGGGGUGAACGCAAUGGGCAGAAGCGUCCACGCCGUGGGACUCGGACCACUGGUUUCUGCACACCCCGCUAUAUGAGCUGCCUCCAGGAUGCACAGCCACCCAGCCCCACCCCUGCAGCUCCCCCUCGGUGCCCCUGGCAGGAUGAGGCCUUCAUCCGGAGGGGUGGCCCAGGCAAGGGCAAGGAGCUGGGGCUGCGGGCCGUGGCCCUGGGCUUUGAGGACACUGAGGCUGUGGCGGCUGAGGUGGUGCCCAGUGUGGCCCCCAGGAGCAGGCGAUCCUGCUGGCGCCGUCUGGCGCAGGUGUUCCAGUCGAAGCAGUUCCGCUCAGCAAAGCUGGAGCGCCUGUACCAGCGGUACUUCUUUCAGAUGAACCAGAGCAGCCUGACGCUGCUGAUGGCGGUGCUCGUGCUGCUCACGGCCGUGCUGUUGACCUUCCAUGCCGCGCCUGCCCAUCCUCAGCCUGCCUACGUGGCCCUGCUAGCCUGUGCCGCUGCCCUCUUCGUGGCGCUCAUGGUGGUGUGUAACCGACACAGCUUCCACCAGGACUCCAUGUGGGUGGUGAGCUACGUGGUGCUAGGCAUCCUGGCGGCUGUGCAGGUCGGGGGUGCCCUGGCAGCCAACCCCCACAGCCCCUCUGUAGGCCUCUGGUGCCCCGUGUUCUUUGUCUACAUCACCUAUACGCUCCUACCCAUCCGCAUGCGGGCAGCUGUCUUCAGCGGCUUGGGCCUCUCCACCCUGCAUUUGAUCUUGGCCUGGCAACUCAAUCGUGGUGAUGCCUUCCUCUGGAAGCAGCUCGGUGCCAACAUGAUGCUCUUCCUCUGCACCAACGUCAUUGGCAUCUGCACACACUACCCGGCUGAGGUGUCUCAGCGCCAGGCCUUUCAGGAGACCCGCGGUUACAUCCAGGCCCGGCUGCACCUGCAGCAUGAGAAUCGGCAGCAGGAGCGGCUGCUGCUGUCAGUAUUGCCCCAGCAUGUUGCCAUGGAGAUGAAAGAAGACAUCAACACAAAGAAAGAAGACAUGAUGUUCCACAAGAUCUACAUCCAGAAGCAUGACAAUGUUAGCAUCCUGUUUGCGGACAUUGAGGGCUUCACCAGUCUGGCCUCCCAGUGCACUGCGCAGGAGCUGGUCAUGACCCUGAAUGAGCUCUUUGCCCGCUUUGACAAGCUGGCUGCGGAAAAUCACUGCCUGAGGAUCAAGAUCUUAGGGGACUGUUACUACUGUGUAUCAGGGCUGCCAGAGGCCCGGGCAGACCACGCCCACUGCUGUGUGGAGAUGGGAGUGGACAUGAUAGAGGCCAUCUCGCUGGUGCGUGAGGUGACAGGUGUGAACGUGAAUAUGCGUGUGGGCAUCCACAGCGGGCGAGUGCACUGUGGCGUCCUUGGCCUGCGAAAAUGGCAAUUCGAUGUGUGGUCCAAUGAUGUGACUCUGGCCAACCACAUGGAAGCUGGGGGCCGGGCUGGCCGCAUCCAUAUCACUCGGGCCACGCUGCAGUACCUGAACGGGGACUACGAGGUGGAGCCUGGCCGUGGUGGCGAGCGCAACGCAUACCUCAAGGAGCAGCACAUCGAGACCUUCCUCAUCCUGGGAGCCAGCCAGAAACGGAAAGAGGAGAAGGCCAUGCUGGCGAAGCUGCAGCGGACGCGGGCCAACUCCAUGGAAGGGCUGAUGCCACGCUGGGUGCCCGACCGCGCCUUCUCCCGGACCAAGGACUCCAAAGCUUUCCGUCAGAUGGGCAUUGAUGAUUCCAGCAAAGACAACCGGGGUGCCCAAGACGCCCUGAACCCCGAGGAUGAGGUAGAUGAAUUCCUGGGCCGUGCCAUUGAUGCCCGCAGCAUCGAUCAGCUGCGCAAGGACCAUGUGCGCCGGUUCCUGCUCACCUUCCAGAGAGAGGACCUUGAAAAGAAGUACUCACGGAAGGUGGACCCCCGCUUUGGAGCCUACGUGGCCUGUGCCCUGUUGGUAUUCUGCUUCAUCUGCUUCAUCCAGCUCCUCAUCUUCCCACACUCAACCCUGAUGCUUGGGAUCUAUGCCAGUAUCUUCCUGCUGUUGCUGAUCACUGUGCUGACCUGUGCCGUGUACUCCUGUGGCUCUCUCUUCCCUAAGGCGCUGCAACGGCUGUCACGCAGCAUUGUCCGCUCGCGGGCACACAGCACUGCAGUUGGCAUCUUUUCAGUACUGCUUGUGUUCACCUCCGCCAUCGCCAGCAUGUUCACCUGUAACCACACCCCAAUACGGACCUGCGCAGCCCGGAUGCUGAAUUUAACACCCGCCGACAUCACUGCCUGCCACCUGCAGCAGCUCAAUUAUUCUCUGGGCCUGGAUGCUCCCCUGUGUGAGGGCACCGCACCCACCUGCAGCUUCCCCGAGUACUUGGUCGGGAACAUGCUGCUGAGUCUCUUGGCCAGCUCUGUCUUCCUGCACAUCAGUAGCAUCGGGAAGUUGGCCAUGAUCUUUGUCCUGGGGCUCAUCUAUUUGGUGCUGCUUCUGCUGGGUCCCCCAGCCACCAUCUUUGACAACUAUGACCUGCUGCUUGGCGUCCAUGGCUUGGCUUCUUCCAAUGAGACCCUUGAUGGGCUGGACUGCCCAGCUGCAGGGAGAGUGGCACUCAAAUAUAUGACCCCUGUGAUUCUGCUGGUGUUUGCACUGGCGCUGUAUCUGCAUGCCCAGCAGGUGGAAUCGACUGCCCGCCUGGACUUCCUCUGGAAACUGCAGGCAACAGGGGAGAAGGAGGAGAUGGAGGAGCUCCAGGCAUACAAUCGGCGGCUGCUGCAUAACAUUCUGCCCAAGGACGUGGCUGCCCACUUCCUGGCCCGGGAGCGCCGGAACGAUGAACUCUACUACCAGUCAUGUGAGUGUGUGGCUGUCAUGUUCGCCUCCAUUGCCAACUUCUCUGAGUUCUACGUGGAGCUGGAGGCAAACAAUGAGGGCGUCGAGUGCUUGCGGCUGCUCAAUGAGAUCAUUGCUGACUUUGAUGAGAUCAUCAGCGAGGAGCGCUUCCGGCAGCUGGAGAAGAUCAAGACGAUUGGUAGCACCUACAUGGCUGCCUCGGGGCUGAAUGCCAGCACCUAUGAUCAGGUGGGCCGCUCCCACAUUACUGCUCUCGCCGACUAUGCCAUGCGGCUCAUGGAGCAGAUGAAGCACAUCAAUGAGCACUCCUUCAACAAUUUCCAGAUGAAGAUUGGGCUGAACAUGGGCCCAGUUGUGGCAGGCGUCAUUGGGGCUCGGAAGCCGCAGUAUGACAUCUGGGGGAACACGGUGAAUGUCUCUAGCCGUAUGGACAGCACGGGGGUCCCUGACCGAAUCCAGGUGACCACGGACCUGUACCAGGUUCUAGCUGCCAAGGGCUACCAGCUGGAGUGUCGAGGGGUGGUCAAGGUGAAGGGCAAGGGGGAGAUGACCACCUACUUCCUCAAUGGGGGCCCCAGCAGUUAGCAGGACCCAGCUACCAAUUCAGCUGAAGGGACCAAGGUGGGCAUUUGAGAGGACUCUGUGCUCACUGGGUGGAGCUGUGGCAGGGGCACUGAGCCUCCAGACCCUGCUGAUCACAAAAAGGGACACCCCAGCAGGCCAUGCUUGGACCAUGCUCGUCUGCCCUCAGGCUGGUGAAUGAGGGGAUACCAAGAGGAUUAUGCAAGUGACUUUCUUUUUUAAUUGGGGUAGGGCUGUUCCGUCUCCUUUCUUCCAGCUUUUGGGAGCAGGGGAGGGGGCAGCAGCAGAGGCAGCGGGAGCCCUCCUGCCUGAGAGAUUAAAAUGGCAGCUUGCCAUGCCUACCCUUUCCUGUCUGUCUGGGCAACAGGCUUAGGGCUGGGCCCUUCCUUUCCCUCUUUUUCCUGGGAAUAUUUUGUACAAAGACUGGGGCAGGCAUGAGGAGUGCCUAUUCCCUGCUUGCCUUUGCUCUGCCUGCAUCCCCAGCACUGGUCCUGGGUACCCCCACCCCAGCCAGAUCUCCCUCCUAGACACAGGGCAAAGGAGGGAGGUGCUCUGGGGACCCAGUUCUGUCCAUAUUUCAGGGGAAUAUUUCCAGUUGCCAAAUCCUAGUCCCAUGAUCUGUCCCCAAAGGGGAACAAAGGGACUUCUGACAGCUCAGAUUUGGCCCCAGUUCCUGCACAGUUCCAAGGAAAGGGGCAUCUGGCUUCAUUGGUACUGUGAAGAUGCCCAGCCCGAGAGCAAGCGUGUGUGUGGGGAUGUCAGAAGAUCAGGAGCUGGAAGUUCACCUGCAGGUGCCAAAGAGAGCAGGCUGGCCAGGGAGUGGGAUGGUGCCAGACUCUGAUCUGAGGGCCCAACAGGGUCAGGAUCAGGUCACUCUGCCCCAGUGCUCUCUUGCCAUCUGCUGGCAAGGGGAGCAUCUCUGCCCUUUCUGCUGUCAAACUGAAAAGGGCCAAGGUGGAAGGUGACCCUGAACCCAAACCUGUCCUCCCAGGCCUAUGGCACUGGGAUGGCCUGUGUGUCUGUGUAACGUGCGUGCAUGUUGCUCUUUGUGUGCGGGUCUGUGUGUCCUUGGCUCCUGCUCCUCAGCUCUCCACCCUGGGUUGCCUCUCUCCCGUGAGCCUCUGUCUUCUGGGAAUAAGGCAGGGUUUCCGAUUUCAAGGGAUGGAGAGAGAUGCCCAGGUUGCACAAAAGUGGGAUGGGGUGUGGUAGCAAGAGGAAAGUGGCCCUGGGGAGAGGAGUCCUUUUUGUGCCAAAUCCCAAAGUGCUGUUUGGGGGCCACGUGUGCAGCAUGAUUGACUCCCUGCCUGGGGCAGGGACCAAGCCUGAACUGUCUAGGGUUUGGUCGGCAGAGGCUCAGGAAUUUCCUGGGCUCCCCAGCUGGUGUUCUAGGAUGUGGUAUGCUUUGGGACUGGGGUAGCAUGGGAUCCCUCUGAGGACCCAGAUACUGGUACUAGGGGGUGGGGUAGGGGAACCUGAAACUCAGCCUGAGUCUAGCAUGUUCCUGCCUCCCCAAUCCCUGUGAAGCCUGCAAGGGCUGGCAGGAGGGCAAGGAGGUUGGCACCAGAUUCCUUUCCUAUCCCUGCCUUCCUUAGAUCCCUUUCCCUGCAACCUCCUUUGCCUCUGGCCUGAAUUAGUUGGUGCCUUGGUUUCUGUCUGUACCUAUUUAAGCCAGAGGCAUUAGCCUGAAUUUUGCUUGAAGAUCGCUUUCUCUUGGAGGCAAUUAGAGAGCAGAGGAAAGAAGGUUCCAGAGUUGCUGGGUUUGAGGAGCGGAGGGGGCAGGUGGCACUCUUGCCCUUCCUCAUGCCCUUUCUGACUCUAGCUCCUUGCAGAUGCCUGGUUUCUGGCUCAAACUGCCUGCCUUGGGGGAUCUUCAUGCAUCAACCAAAUGGGCCAUCAGGCACUUCAUUAGCCAAGGCAGCAAAAGGGGAAAAGACUAGCUGGUCCAGACAGAAAGUCAACUCCCCUUCCCCCAGCCAUAUCCCUGGGUAGGAAGGGACUGCUUGGAGCCCUGGGGUGGGGGUGAGGGUGUAAGGAGACCAGAGUGGGAAGACCUCAGUCUUGGGUGACUUAUCUCUGCUUCUUGCCAGGUGGGAGGGGCCUGUCCACACCCUGGCUUCCCACACCACAGUGCCAGCCAUGCCCUUCCUCGGGCUACCAUUGCCCCCUUCCUCACUGUUGGUGGGGGGUCAGUGGGUGGGAGGCCCAUGGACUUUGGUUUUAUAAUGUAACCACUGUGGGGGGGGAGGGUGGUAUACCAUGUAUUUCAGUGAAA